UAUUUCAUCGCCAGAAUGGUUCCCGCCACUAAAUACGUUGAUCGAGAGAUUCCACAGAUUUCACUCCUCAACUUCGAGCAACGCAUCGACCAAAUUUCCGACCAAAUUUGCAAUGCCGCUGAGACGGUCGGCUUCUUCGCCGUAAAAGAUCACGGCCUAUCAGAAGCUGAAGUCCAAUCCAUGUUCUCAGUCUCUGAAUCCUUCUUCAAGCUCCCCGACACCAAGAAAGCGUCAGUACCGUGGUCGCCUCAAAACGUAGGCUGGGAGAAAAUGUCGCAGAUUCGCCCAUCCACAGGCGAGGCCGACACAAAAGAGUCAUACCAGCUUCAAUUCGGUGAAAACAUGAAGGACCUCUGGAUCAACGAUGAAGAUCUGCCUGGUUUCAAAACAAAGAGUUUAGAGUUUAUGCACCGGGUUCAAGGCAUUUCCGAAAAACUCAUGCUCUGUCUGGCGCGCGGACUAGGCUUCGCCGACGACUACUUCGUCAAGUAUCACGACACCAGUCGUCCAGACUCACAAUCUACACUGCGCCUGCUGCAUUAUUACGAGACACCAAAAACAAACGAUGGCAUUGUUCGUCAUCGCGCAGGUGCGCACGUCGAUUGGGGGUUCCUCACUCUUCUUUUCCAGCGCACGGGGCAGUCGGGGCUCGAGAUAUGUCCGGGUAGAGAAGCAGUCACAGAACACGCACUCGGAGAUGCAUGGACGAAGGUGGAAUUCGAGCCUGGUGUUAUAGUGUGCAAUAUCGGCGAUUUGCUGAUGAGUUGGAGCGACGAUCGCUUCAAGAGCACAUACCACCGCGUUAAAGCGCCGUGUGAGGAAGGGGAUUACUUUGGGGAAAGGUAUAGCAUAGCGUUCUUCAACCAGCCAGUGAAAGACGCAAUCAUUCAAGGGCCUAAGGGAAAGUAUCCUACAGUCACUGGUGAAGAAUUUACACGGGCAGCUAUGACCAGAAACUUUGGCAUACUGAAGGAAAAACUGGCAGCGAAAAAGAAAGAACAGUCGAAUGCGAAAUUGGUGGAUGCUCCAGUUCAUGUCGAGGUUGGGGCAUGA
Molecule: messenger RNA, 1053 nt
Organism: Periconia digitata
Lineage: Eukaryota; Fungi; Ascomycota; Dothideomycetes; Pleosporales; Periconiaceae
Source: the annotation of a GenBank genome assembly